Tachyglossus aculeatus (Australian echidna) is the source of this 3005-nucleotide messenger RNA. RefSeq names its product casein kinase I-like. Gene Ontology annotation, biological process: signal transduction; endocytosis; peptidyl-serine phosphorylation. Gene Ontology annotation, cellular component: cytoplasm; nucleus. The record is from RefSeq and is a predicted model, not a curated record. NCBI's taxonomy places the organism in Eukaryota, Metazoa, Chordata, Mammalia, Monotremata, Tachyglossidae. Gene Ontology annotation, molecular function: ATP binding; protein serine/threonine kinase activity.
CAGCAGAGGAGAGACAGACAGACAGAGAGAGACACAGACAGACAGACAGACACAGAGAGAGAGAGAGCGAGCGUGCGCGCAAGAGGACAGACACAGAGAGCGCCAGGCCGGGAGCCGGUGGCCACCAUUCCUUCCCUUUCCUAAUCCUCCUUCAUCCUCCUCCUCCCGGCCACCUUCCUCCCUGACAACCACUGGAGCAGCAGCCGGACACCGGCUCCUUCCCGGCGGGCACACCAGAAACAUGGAGCUUCGAGUAGGGAACAAGUACCGGCUCGGCCGGAAGAUUGGGAGCGGUUCCUUUGGAGACAUCUACCUGGGUGCCAAUAUUGCCUCCGGGGAGGAGGUGGCCAUCAAGCUGGAGUGUGUUAAAACCAAACACCCCCAGCUGCACAUCGAGAGCAAGUUCUACAAGAUGAUGCAGGGAGGAGUGGGCAUUCCCUCCAUCAAGUGGUGUGGAGCCGAAGGAGACUACAAUGUCAUGGUCAUGGAACUCCUGGGUCCCAGCCUGGAGGAUCUCUUUAACUUCUGCUCCCGCAAGUUCAGCCUAAAGACGGUCCUCCUCUUGGCCGAUCAGAUGAUCAGUCGCAUUGAGUACAUCCACUCCAAGAACUUUAUCCACCGGGACGUGAAGCCGGACAACUUCCUCAUGGGGCUGGGCAAGAAGGGAAACCUGGUGUACAUCAUCGACUUCGGCUUGGCCAAGAAGUACCGGGACGCCCGCACCCACCAGCACAUCCCCUACCGGGAAAACAAAAACCUGACGGGCACCGCCCGCUACGCCUCCAUCAACACCCACCUGGGCAUCGAGCAAAGCCGCCGGGAUGACCUGGAGAGCCUGGGUUACGUGCUCAUGUACUUCAACCUGGGCUCGUUGCCCUGGCAGGGGCUGAAGGCCGCCACUAAGCGCCAGAAGUAUGAGCGCAUCAGUGAGAAGAAGAUGUCUACACCUAUCGAAGUGCUCUGCAAAGGAUACCCCUCCGAGUUCUCCACAUACCUCAACUUCUGCCGCUCGCUGCGGUUUGACGACAAGCCGGACUAUUCGUACCUGAGGCAGCUCUUCCGCAACCUCUUUCACCGCCAGGGCUUCUCCUACGACUACGUCUUCGACUGGAACAUGCUGAAAUUCGGCGCAGCCCGGAACCCCGAGGACAUGGACAGAGAGCGACGGGAGCACGAGCGGGAGGAGAGGAUGGGGCAGUUGCGAGGCUCGGCUACGCGGGCCCUCCCCCCCGGACCCCCGGCCGGAGCCACCGCCAACCGGCUCCGCAACGUGGCCGAGCCUAUGGCCUCCACGCCCGCCUCCCGAAUCCAGCAGACUGGCAACACUUCUCCCAGAGCGAUCUCACGAGUGGACAGAGAGCGGAAGGUCAGCAUGAGGUUGCACCGGGGGGCCCCGGCCAACGUCUCCUCCUCCGACCUCACAGGGCGGCAAGAGGUUUCGCGGAUUUCAGCAUCACAGACGAGCGUGCCGUUUGAUCACCUCGGGAAGUGAGAAGACGAUGCCCCCGGACCAGUGUUUGCUUAGUGUCUUCACUGUAUUUUUCUUUUAAAAAAAAACAAAAAACACUAAAAAAAAAAACAAACCUGAAAGAGAACAAAACAGCAAACAAAAACCCGCCACUCACCUCACAACAGAUUUUUGGGGGCUGGGAGAGACCGGCGACAAGGUGGCGGGGGGGCACCUGCUCCGGGGGUCCUCGGAGAAGAUAUCCACGGGAGCCUUUUGGACGCCACCGCCGAGCCCCCUCCCCUCACCGGAGCCCCAUCGGCCCGGAGUCUCCGCAGGCCACCCCUUCCCGCUGUCCCCGAGGCCCGGGUCUCGGGGGAAAAUCUUCAGUCCUCUGGGAGCCGCUCCUCCUGCCCCCCAGGCGUGAUUCUUUGGUUUUUAUUUUUGAUAGGUAAACGUGUUUAUUCCAGUGGGCCGCUCCUCCCCACCCUCGCCACCGUUAAUUAGGCGUGGAUUUCCUCCCACUGUUGAGUCUCGGAGCUGCUGCUGAAGAGUCAGAUUCUUGAGGGUCCCUGGCCGAAAAGGACAGAAUUUGUGGGCUUAGUCGUUGUGGCGUCCCCCGCCCCCCUGGGCCUUCUCUCCCCUUCCCUCCUCCUUCUCCCCCGACAGGCUCCUCUGUCCCGUCUGGAGCUGGCACUGUCCUCCGGGUCGGGAUGAGCGGGAGACGGAGCCGCCUGCUCCCGCUCUCCCUGCCUCGCCGCGGAUUUGCCUGGCCGGCCAGUUACGGCCUGGAUGGCCCAGGCCUGAGGCGUCGGAAAGCGGAGAUCCGGGGGGAGAGAGAGCAGGAGUUUGCGUGUGUGUGGACAUGCUUGCAAAUGAGUGUGGGUGUAUGUAUGUGUAUAUAUUUUGUUUGUGUCUAUCCUAGGAUGAAAGCAAGGGGCAGAAAGGCUCCCUACAGUGCGAAGCUGAUGCCAGGUGUCCCUUCCCCCAUGGCCCACCUCCCCUCCCACUGAAUUUCAGUCGAAGCGUUUUAGUUUGAGUUUGGAAAGCAGUGUGACGACCGACCGCACUGAGGAGAAUGCGGGAGACAGGGCCAAGCCUCGGGUAGGCGAGGGUUUAUUUUCUCCCCGGCCCCCUCUUCUCCCACAUCUUUCCCCUUCCCCUGUCCUCCCCGCCUCUCUUCCUAAACCAUCAGACACCCCGGGACUGACCAUCUGCCCAGCCUGGCAGCCCCCUUUCCCUCCCCUCUUCCUGCUUUUAAACAGAGAAGAAUUAAAAAAUAAAAAAAAAUCUGGAGACCAUUUCCAAAUGCGCCAGGAAAGAAAGCGACUCCUGGGUUUUAACUGAACUGGUCAUGGCAGUGACCUAUUGACCUUUGACCUCUAGCGGCCCUGCUCACCCUGUAGUGAGGAACUGCUGGUGGGGGGUGAGGGGGGUCAGUGCCAAGGCAGUGGGGUGAGGAUGGGAGCGUUUUUUUUCGGUUUUUAUCCUUUCUAUUUAACACAACUUUUUUUUGUUUGUUUUUUUUUGUUUCGUUUUGUUUUCCUAAUUUAUUUAC